Molecule: messenger RNA, 2249 nt
Organism: Oreochromis aureus
Lineage: Eukaryota; Metazoa; Chordata; Actinopteri; Cichliformes; Cichlidae
Exons: 5
Coding region: 379-1620 (413 amino acids)
Source: RefSeq, a predicted model, not a curated record
AGAGACAGGUGCAAAGUGCACAAAUAUUGAAGCAUAUUUAUGGAAAUACGGAAAAUAUGGGAAAUGCAGCCAUGCAAACGUCCAAGUGCAAUAGGAGCCGGUGGCAGGAGGAAAGGCAGGUGAGACGGUGAAACUCCAGAGAAGCGUGAUGCCAAACAGGUUUUCUCGUCAGCACAAACAACGCCACACCCUUGCAGUUCUCUCACCUCCACUGUCCAGGUGCAGGGAUCACAGAGAGAGGUGGGGGAGGUAAAGGGGAGGAAGGAGGAGGGUCAUUAUCCCCUUUGAGGGUGGAGCAAAAGGGGAGGCGAAGAAAGCGGAUGAAGCAUUUGAAGCUCAUAUUGACAUGUGGCUCUGUAGGCUCCUGUGUGCACAGCCAUGGAUGGUGUGUUGGAAGGCGCGGCUGUGUUGUGUGCAUGUAAACUGGCCUGCAGUCUUCUCUUCCUGCCCUCAUUGGCCGACUCGUACAGUGCUGUCAGUUUCUGCUGCUGCUGCCUCCUCGUCUUCACAGACUUCCUGGUCACAGCUUUUCUGAGUUGCCUUUACAUCUUUGACUCUUGGCUGACGGACUUGACUCCAUCAGGGGAUUUUAUUGCCCUGCGUUUCCUGCUCUUUCUCAGCCAAACCUAUGGAGCGGUGCUGCUCCUGACUGCACCUCUGAUCGCUGUGGAGACUGUGAUCAGACUCCUGUGGCCCUGUGUUGUCGUCCCUCUCAGGACAGCAAGGCGGACAGCAGGCUCUGAUGGACAGUGUUGUGAUGGGAAGGAGGAGGAAGAGGAAGACAGCAGCGGCUCAGAUGAAGACAUGCGGUCUCAUGUUGUCGGCUACCUCUGCUGCCUGUCAGUGUGGGUCAUUGUUGCCCUCAAUGUCAGGGGGCAAUGGAAGCUGGAGGAAGUGUGGGCUGCUGCCUGUCUCCACACAAAUAGCUCCCUUGUCAGAUGUCUGCCCAGCCUUUUCAGCCCCAUUUCUAGUGGCAUAAAUCCCUGCUGGUCCAUGGGCUUCUUUCUCCUUCUGCUCCUGCUGACCACGAGCACCACAGGCCUUCAAAGGAGACGCCAAGCCCAUUCGCUGAUGUUCAGAGUCUUCAAUAAAAGCGACUGUCACUGCCAAGAACUCAUUCCAGAGUUGUCUGCACCCUUCAAGCCUGUAAAACCAGGGAUGUUGGUGUCUGAGCCAGCACAGCAUGUUGACCCAGAGAAAACAGAGAGCAGCUGUACUGUUCAUACAGCCUGGAACAGCUGGCAGAUGUUGACAUGCAACCAUGGAGACUUUGUCCUUACCUCCCCAAUGUGUUUGUCUGGAAAGAAGGGAGGACAGGAGCAAGAAAUGGCAAGGAGAGAUGUAUCUGUGGCAUUUAUCAGAGAGGAAAACGUGGACUCGCAGUGCAGGAGCUGGUGUGGGUGGCGACAGUGGGGUUUUCCCUGCCUCGGGGUGAAUGUAAUGAUAGGGUUGGUAUGUGUGCUCUCCAUAUUUGCGCUGCCUCUCAACCUAAGCGUCAAUGUUGUUCUCAUCAGGACUAUUGAGAAUCUGCUGGAGCUGUGUAUCGAAUCUUUACUUUCAUCAAACAUAGCGGCAAACACAAGAGACACGUCUACCUCUGGUGAUGAAACACUUAUUUAACGCCAAACAAAUGAGGAGAGAAAGUGGAACCUGAUUGGUCGCCGUUUGCGACACAGUCAUCAGAUUACAGCUGGCUUGGCUGUUAACACUGACUUGAAUAGAGCACAAAUACACAUUUGCGUGCAGCUAUUCACAUGUGAGGAGUAAUAUGUGGAAACUGCUGAUAGCUGUUGAGGAGGCAGGUUGAGGCGUGCUUGGUAGAAAGACACUAAAAACCUCGACUGGAACAGAUGGCUUGAAGGCCUCUCUUUACUAUUCAGAGCUUUGAGAUCUGCCACUAUUUGUCAUUACACAGUGGGUUGCAAAACAAGCCACUCCAGUAUAAAUAAGACUAAUACAGGCGCAAACACUGUUUUGAAAGUUAUGAACAGGAUGAAUUAAUAUGAGUCUGCUGAUGCUCCAUCACAUAAUGCCUGUUUAAAGCUGCAUAUAAAUAAAUGCUGAGUGACUGCAGGGCACACCGGGAAUUCUUUUGGUUUUCUUUGUAGGUUUGUUCCAAAGGAUUCAACUGAAGCUGAAGUACGUGAACUUGAAUACUUAUUAUUCAAGUUAUUCGAAAGUUAACAAUCACAAUUGCGCACUGAAAGAGAACAAAUGAUCACUUUAUAAAAGCAUCCUGAAGUGUUAAA